Messenger RNA from Paraphaeosphaeria sporulosa, 1720 nucleotides. RefSeq lists its product as uncharacterized. The coding region runs from base 137 to 1501 and encodes 454 amino acids. The transcript is spliced from 4 exons. The record is from RefSeq and is a predicted model, not a curated record. NCBI's taxonomy places the organism in Eukaryota, Fungi, Ascomycota, Dothideomycetes, Pleosporales, Didymosphaeriaceae.
UUGAAUUUCAUGUCGCAUUAAUCUUCACUUUUAGGUGAGGUGGCGUCGUGGCUCGUUCUGUUUCGGUAGCCAUUCAAACUCACGUGCUGCUCCUGUCACGACACUCUUCUCGGCUUUUGCCUCGGACACGCUCAUCAUGAAGCUCGCUUUCGCUGCAGUCAUUGUAGUGCUUGCUUCAGUCGCCGAGUUCGCGGCAGCCGCGGCGGCAACAGCAUCUUCUCCGACCCCCACGCGCCGCCUUGAGGGCUAUGGGCGAUAUGUACCGUUCUGGCGCCCUCGCACCCGCCGACGCGCCCUCUCUCCCGUCACGCCUGCUCCGAUAGUAGUUUCUCGCAAAAGUGACGAUCUUACCCCAUCACUUGCGCCUGUGACUGACCUAUGGGAAAUCGUCGAACCGUUUCCCCUAGAUAUCGAGACUGAGUCAGCCGGGUCUUCUCCGAGCGCAAGUGGGACUGUCGGACUCUCGCAGAGCGGACUACCAGGCUCAGCGACCGAAUAUACAUGGGAGGAUGCAGCGAGUCAUGGCUGCCGACUGGUUGAUGCCAUGCGCGUGUCCGACUAUGAUGCAGGCCAGCUUUACAGCCCUUCGAAAACAUCAGCUCAAAGCUCGCUGAUGAACUACGAAGACUUUACAGACUGGGGAUGGAGUGCGAAUGAGGUCCAUGGCGGCAACUUCACUGAUUUGGAUGGUGGCCAGAAGCAGCCAGAUCCUGGCUGGGGUAUCGGAAAUGCUCUUAGGGAUCUAGGAGUUUCAGACAAGAUCGAGGCACAAGGCGGCAAGAAUAUUAUCAUUGAUGCUGUCCACGGGAAGGAGCCUUUCACUCAGGGCUACACCAAGGAUGGCAAGAAUUAUCCGGCAACCGGUGCAGAUUUCAAGAUCGGUAUCAACACUGCCGAUGGAGUUCUGAUGGCCGUGGAUCGGGUCUCUACCGCCAGCGCGGCACAAAAACGGAAUCCUCCCGUCUCGGAUGAUCAGCUUCCGAAAGUACAGUCUUUUUCGGACAUUGGCUACUUGAUCUACAAGCAUAUCCUUGGAAAGGACCCAACAAGCCUCAAAUACAUGAUGUCCCUGAUGAUCACAAACGAAGAGACUGCAAGCAUCAUUGCCCGGGCCUUGGGUGAUAAGGAUCUGGGUCCAUGGCCGGGCACAUCCUUCAAUUGGCGUUCGAAAGAGUUCAAAGCGCUUCUAGGAUCACCCAACGGUAUGGGCUUCGGUUAUCUCCUCGUGCAACACAAGUCCCAGCUUGGGAAAAUGUUCAUCAAGCAAGUUCAAGUCUUCCACGGCAACACCUGGCACCACCUGCCCAACAUGGUCUUUAUCCUAGAAGAACAGAGUGGUACGGAACCACCGCCAAAGCCUUCGGGUUCACCUCCUCAAAUGGAAGAGCCAAUGAUGACUGGUGUGCCAAGCAUACUCCAACGCCGAACAGCAGAGCCAGAAAUACACAUUCAAGGACCGAAGAACUUCCUCAGGGCUCACAUAAAGCACGUAGAGCUAUGAUUCGUGAGUGGGCGAGAUGGGAAGUCACAGGGUUGAGCGCAUGAAUGAAGCUUUCGACUUCAGAUACACCUAGCAAUGGACAGCGUGCUUGGGCUCCGGAAACUGUACUAAGGGUUCACAAUUCAUUCAAGAGGAUAUGUUCGUUGGCCGGAUCCUCGGCAAUGGCGAAUAACAAUGACAAUGAUAAACACAUCCCGAUGAUUGAUUCAGCCUGCUUGA